Messenger RNA from Lotus japonicus, 669 nucleotides. RefSeq lists its product as uncharacterized. Bases 1 to 669 code for a protein of 222 amino acids. Gene Ontology annotation, molecular function: nucleic acid binding; RNA-DNA hybrid ribonuclease activity. The record is from RefSeq and is a predicted model, not a curated record. Lineage: Eukaryota; Viridiplantae; Streptophyta; Magnoliopsida; Fabales; Fabaceae. The transcript has a single exon.
AUGGUGCGUAACGAGACCUGGUGCUUGGACAAUCUCUACACGCUGCUACCCGCAGAGGCACAGGAAAGUCUAUCGAAGAUUGCCCCUCAGCUAACCCUCAAUCGCGCGGACAAGUGGAUUUGGUCCCCUAGUGCAACCGGGUGCUACACGGUGCGAAACGGUGGCACCCUACUUCAUGAAGUUUGGAAAGCUCCUCCAACGGGCAAGAUCAAAUUAAAUACUUAUGGUAGUUGGAGGGAGCCGGGAGCGUUCAUUGGCGGAGGUGGACUGUUGAGAGGAGCGGAUGGAGGUUGGCUUCACGGCUUCUGGUCUUGUGGACAGGGACAGAGUGCGUUCAUGGCCGAGCUUGAAGCACUAAGAGACGGGCUCCAAAUGGCUUGGAACAGCGGGUACAAAGAUAUCGUAGCAGAGGUGGAUAGUAGAGAGACUCUUCACGUGCUAAGGGACGCUGCUUCUCAUGCUUUCUGCCCUGUACUAAGCGAGGUGGUUAAGCUCCUGAGUUAUCAAUGGCGAGUGGACCUUCAAUGGAUUCCUAGAGAGUGCAACGCAACUGCAGAUUGUUUAGCUAAACUAGGCCUGGAUGGUGGGAUUUUGGGUAUUAGCUAUUUUGAGAGACCUCCAGUGGAAGUUGAACCUCUCCUCCUGAGGGACUCGUUUUCCGCUUUUUAA